Molecule: messenger RNA, 2860 nt
Organism: Paramecium sonneborni
Lineage: Eukaryota; Ciliophora; Oligohymenophorea; Peniculida; Parameciidae
Source: the annotation of a GenBank genome assembly
CAAAUGUUUAGUACAGAAGAAUUCAUUCGACAAUAUUAAAACUUAGCUAAUCCUGAUAAAACAAUUAGUCAUUAGGCAAAUUAAUACAUUCUGAAAUUAUAAUAAAGUAAUGAGGCUUUUGCUAUUGCAAAAGAAUUGUUAGAUCAACCAAAUAUUUAAUAAGAAUAUUAAUUCAUAGCAUGUUAAAUGAUAUAUCGAAGAUUGAAAGAAGAAUGUAAUAUUUCUAUCUAACCAUAUCUUCUAUAAUUAUUGGCAAGACCUUUACCAACUGUUGCUUUGAAUUAAGUAUGUUCUUCUUUUGCUGUAAUCAUAGUUGGAAAUCGAUCAUUAUGGGGAGGGUAAAGUUUUAAAUAAUGCUAGAAUAUUAUAGGAGUUGAUUGAAUUAAUGAAAGCUAAAAUGACAAUAGGAAUAGAAAUUUUAACUUAAAUAGCGAUUCAAGGAAAAGAAUGGUAUAAAAAAAGUGAAUAGUUAAGAUUGCAACAAGAGUUUAUUUCAUAAGAAAAUACUUUAUCAGAAAUAUUUCUAAGUUUACUUUAUGUCUAAGAUUUAAGUAUAUUUAAUCAAACAGUUUAUUGUAUUGAAUGUUGGGUAUAAUUCUCAUAUAAUCUAUUCAAAGACUUGAAACUAACUCAAUAAAUAUUAAGUUUAAUACAUUAGACAAUUUAAAAUAAUAUUACAGAAUAUAGUGAUAAAUUAUUUGCCUUAUUAAAUGAAGGUGUCAUAUUCUCAUAAUACAAUAGACAAUAAAAUGUAAAUUCAAUAGAUUCUUCUGUAUUAUAGAAUUUAAAUUUAAUUCUUGAAUUCAUAAUUAAAAUAUACAGUCCUAAUUUAUCAAAAGGAUAUGCUUCAUUUGCAACAAAAUUUAUUUGUGAUUUUUAUUCAAUAGUUUUUAAUUCUCAAUAUGAAUAAGCAGUUUUUAAUUUGAUGGGUAAUAUUGUAAGUAAUCCAUCAAGAAAAAUUGCCUUUUAAACAUUUGAAUUUUGGAGUUAGAUGAGAGAAUAUAAUAAAUUAUAAGGAUUUGGUUUGAAUAUUUUAUAAACAAUGAUUGAUAAAUGUAGAAUGAAAACAAUUAAAUUGACAAAGGAAUUUUUAUUAGGAGAGCCUGAAGAAGAAGAUACUGAUUAUAAUGUUAAGUAUUGUGAAGGAGGAUAACAUUUUAUUUCAACUUCUGAUUUCAGAGAACAUUCAAAAGAUAUUUUUUAUAGUAUUUAUAAAAGUGCUGAGAUGAAUAAUUAAUCAGUUUAAUAUUUUCAAAUUGUUUUAACUAAUUUGGUUAUAUCUAGUCCUGACUAAUAAAUCUAGAUAAUUCAAAGUGAAUCAGCAUUAUUUUCAUUAUGUUCAAUCAUUGAUGAAGCAGAUAUUCAAAUCAAUAAUUAAAUAAUAUAACAAAUAAUUCAAUUUAUUUUAUCAUUACCUGUUCAUUAAAACUUUGAUAUCAUUGUUAAGACAUCAUUACAAAUGUUUAGUGAAUUCACAAAUCAAUUAUAAUUAAAUAAUGAGAUAUUGCUUUAAAUAACCUAAUAUUUUUUUAAAUAUAUGCUUCAUCCAUUAUUAGGACCAUUGGCAGGAGUGUAUUAAUUUUUAAAUAUAUUAUUUUAGAGCAUUUGAAUAAAUUUGUAACUUAAGUACUUUGAAUAAUAUUUAAUUAAUUUCUGAAAGUGUUAAAUUCUUAGAAUUACACUUUAAUGAAUUCAUUAAUUAAUCAUAAGUAAGUAAUUAUAUUGAUGGAAUAAUAAAAUUAUGUUAUAGAUUAUUUGAAUAAGGAAAUACUGAAUGUUUAAUAUAAGUAAAUAUUAAUAUAAUAUUAGUUAUUUAAUUUUGCAAAUUAAUAAUUUUAACAAUUAAAAAAUCCUUAGAUUACUGAAAAACAAUUUAAUUAUAACAAUGCUUUAGUUAUCACAAUACUUUAAUGGAUAAAUUUAAAUGCCAAAGAAAAUGAUUAAAUAAAGCAGUUAAUGGAUUUAUUGUGUCAAUCCAUUUUUGAACCAUUGCUUUUUGUUUUAUAAGGAUAAUAAGGUUUUUCUAUUUAUGAUGAAAUUUUUAAAUUGAUUCGAAUUAUACUUAAAGUGUCAAACUAUUCAAAUUAAUAAUAGAUUAUUCAUUUACUGUAAAUUUCGUUUCAAAUAUUUCACUCAGAUCCAAUUUAAAAACAUCAUUGGUUAUAAUUAAUAACUUAAGCUAUUGGUAGGUCUGUUGAUCAUUAAUUUAUUGUUCAAUGGGCAAAAGUAAAUGAUUAUUAAAUUCACUUAUUUUGUAUUGAAUCUUUUAAAUGUUGGAAGGAUCCAGAUUUAAUGAAGGUUUAUGUUGAAUUUGUCAAAGAAUGUAUAAGAUGUUGUCAUUAAGUUCUUUUUGAAUCACCUUACUUAUAAAAAAUAAUUGAUAUCAUUUGUGAUGCAUUUUUAAGUUUGAAUUCAUACGAAAUGUAAAGAGAAAUUUUACAUUUUUUCAAGUAUAAUAUUUAUUAAAUUCAUUAGAACAUUAUUUUAAUAUUUAGAUAAUAACAAAGAAUAUUUCAAUCCUCUAGUUGUAAAAAUCAUAACUACUCUAUUUAUAUCAAUUGGUGAUAUUAAUCCUGCCAUUGUAUUUUAAGUAGUUUAGAUUUUAUUGUUGGUUAUAUAAAAAUAAGUAAAUCCAAAUUAAUUGGAAGAACUCAUUUUUUAAACUUUACAAAAAAGUUGGGGAAAAGAUAAACCAGUUUAAAAAGUAAAGUUAGUAAGUUAAGCAAUAAUUUCAUACUUAGUGAAAUCAGAACAAAAUGAAAUAAAUAGAAAUCUAAGGUUAUUACUUGAGAAUUUAAGACCUAUGAGUGAAGAAGAAAUCAAUUAUAUGCAACUGGAAAUAGUAAUAAAAAGAAAAUGA